AUGACGCCGGCGACCAAGGCCAAGUCGCUGGAGAAGCUCGAUGCGAUCGUCACCAAGAUCGGGUAUCCCGAUCUCUGGACCGACUUUUCGGCGCUGCGUGUCGACGGCAGCUACGUCGAGGUCGUGCUCUCGAUGCAGCGCUUCAUGUUUGCGGAAACCAUUGUGCGCCGCGUGGACCAGCCCGUGCAAAAGCACAAGUGGGAGAUGCCGCCGCAGAUGGUCAACGCGUACUACAACCCGAUGGCGAACGAGAUCGUCUUCCCCGCCGCAAUCCUCCAGUCGCCGUCGUUUUCGCUGGACCGCGACAUGGCCAUGAACUUUGGCGCGAUCGGUGCCGUGAUUGGCCACGAGAUGACGCACGGCUUUGACGACCAAGGUCGGCUCUUUGACGCCGCGGGCAACCUCUCGGAAUGGUGGACGCCGGAGGACGCUGCCGCGUUCAAUGCGCGCACCCAAGUCGUCGUCGACCAGUUUAGCAAGUACCAAGUGCUCGGCCGGCCCGUGAACGGCCAAUUGACGCUGGGCGAGAACAUCGCCGACAUUGGCGGCGUCAAGAUCGCAUACCGAGCGCUGCAGCUCUACUUGGCCAAGCACGGCCGCCCGGACGAACUCAUCGACGGGUACACGCCCGAGCAGCGCUUCUUCCUCGCGUGGGGCCAGUUCUGGGCGUCAACCGACCGCGACGAACAGGCGCUCAAGCUCUUGUCCGUCGAUGUGCACAGCCCGGGCUUCCUCCGCAGCUUUGCGCCGCUCAAGAACCUCCCGGAAUUUUACACCGCGUUCAACAUCCAAGAAGGCGACGGCAUGUACUUGCCCGAAGCCGAGCGCGCGGCGAUCUGGUAAUCGCGAUCGCCGAUUGCAUCAAUUGCGUAAUGAUAAGCUCAAGUGGCUUCUUUGCUGUCUCU
This is a messenger RNA of Saprolegnia parasitica CBS 223.65, 905 nucleotides long. RefSeq lists its product as hypothetical. Gene Ontology annotation, biological process: protein processing. The record is from RefSeq and is a predicted model, not a curated record. The transcript is spliced from 3 exons. Lineage: Eukaryota; Oomycota; Saprolegniomycetes; Saprolegniales; Saprolegniaceae. Gene Ontology annotation, molecular function: metalloendopeptidase activity. Gene Ontology annotation, cellular component: plasma membrane. Bases 1 to 843 code for a protein of 280 amino acids.